GUCCCCAACUGUCCCCAAGUUAGUGAACUUUUUCAGAAUCGGAAUCCAAUUCCAACUUGCUUGCAUUGUUUAUCAUCUUCAACCUUGAAGCCAUCGAAUUAGGACGCACAAAUUCUGAAAUUGAAGAGAAAAAGAGUCUCAAACUGUGUUUGAUUAUGGCUAUGAUCACCACGCAAAGGUGCUUGCCACAAGCUUUUUUCCACAUCACAGAGCGAACCACAAGUCUCUCAUCAUUUAAACUCCAAGGGCAAUCAAAAUUCAGGAGGGUUAUUAAAAUGUCUGCAACUGAACUCACAAACUCUAGGAUAUCAUACGAGUCCUUUGCAAUACAGCCUCCUCUGCACCCAACUUAUGAUUUGAAGGGCAUUAUCAAGUUAGCCCUUGCAGAAGAUGCCGGGGAUCGUGGUGAUGUAACGUGCUUGGCCACCAUUCCAUUUGACAUGGAAGUGGAAGCUUAUUUUUUGGCGAAGGAGGAUGGCAUCAUUGCUGGAAUCGCACUUGCAGAGAUGAUAUUUGAUGAGGUUGAUCCUUCUUUGAAGGUGAAGUGGUCUAAAAAUGAUGGAGAUUUUAUUCAUAAAGGGCUACAGUUUGGAAAAGUACAUGGACGGGCGCAUAACAUUAUUGUAGCUGAAAGGGUAGUGCUAAACUUUAUGCAGAGGAUGAGUGGCAUUGCAACUUUAACUAAGGCAAUGGCAACUGCUGCACACCCUGCCUAUAUUUUGGAGACUAGAAAAACUGCUCCAGGAUUACGUUUAUUGGAUAAAUGGGCGGUAUUAAUUGGUGGAGGCCGGAAUCAUAGAAUGGGUUUGUUUGAUAUGGUGAUGAUAAAAGAUAAUCAUAUAUCAACAGCUGGAGGUGUUACAAAUGCCCUCAGAGCUGUCGACCUGUAUCUAGAGCAAAAACACCUUCAUAUGGAGGUUGAGGUUGAGACCAGGACUCUUGACGAAGUGAAAGAAGUAUUACAUUAUGCAUCCCAAACAAAGACUUCUUUGACCCGGAUAAUGUUGGAUAAUAUGGUUGUACCUCUACCAAAUGGGGAUGUGGACAUAUCUAUGCUGAAAGAAGCUGUGCAGUUGGUCAAUGGGAGAUUUGAUACCGAGGCAUCAGGCAAUGUUACUCUAGACACCGUACAUAAAAUCGGGCAAAGUGGAGUAACCUACAUUUCAAGUGGUUCGCUGACUCAUUCUGUGAAAGCACUUGACAUCUCCCUCAAAAUUGACACCGAAUUGGCACUCAAAGUUGGAAGGCGCACAGGACGAGCUUGAUAAGAUAUUCUCUUAUAUUCUUUCUUGCUGGUCAUCACUAUGCUGCAUGUAGGGGUGAUAAAUGAAUCAUGGGCCUUUGGCUUGGCUCGUGAAAGCCUAAGCUUAUAUGUUUAAAAUGGUUGUUGGAAUCAGGUUUGAACUUGUAUAAAAGUUCGUUUAAUAAAAAAGCCUCAGACUUCAAUUCAAAAGUUUAGCUUUAGAGCCCUUCAGGCUGGCCUAGUAUUAAUUUUUAUUUUAUAUUUUUUAUACUUGCAAUAGCUCUCUUUCUCUCUCCUCAAUCAUUUUCACUCCAUUUUAUUAGUUAAACAGACUUUUGAAUGAUUUUUUUUUUCUAUAUUAUGCUAUUUGGAUAUAUAUUGAAUUUAUAAAAUUA
This is a messenger RNA of Gastrolobium bilobum, 1638 nucleotides long. RefSeq names its product quinolinate phosphoribosyltransferase [decarboxylating] 2, mitochondrial. Gene Ontology annotation, molecular function: nicotinate-nucleotide diphosphorylase (carboxylating) activity. Gene Ontology annotation, biological process: NAD+ biosynthetic process; quinolinate catabolic process. Lineage: Eukaryota; Viridiplantae; Streptophyta; Magnoliopsida; Fabales; Fabaceae. The transcript has 11 exons. The record is from RefSeq and is a predicted model, not a curated record. Bases 156 to 1265 code for a protein of 369 amino acids. Gene Ontology annotation, cellular component: cytoplasm.